CAUAUAAACUUUAUAUCUACUGAGAAGACAGCAAAGAAAUGACGGGAAUAAGUAGCGAUUUAAUCACAAAAUGCCAAACGGAGUUCAGUAAAGAUGCGAAGAAUCAACUGUCUUUGAAUUUAGGAACCAAGACUGAUUUACUUGAGCUUUGCCUUGACCGGCAAGCCAUCGAGAAUACAAAUCAUGUUUUCACUCAUAAGGUGAAUGAAGUAAAACCCAUGACCAAUCAAAAGUCAUCAGGACGUUGCUGGAUCUAUGCACUGUUUAACUGCAUGAGGCAAAAGUUUGUACAGAAGAUGAAUUUAGAUGAGUUUGAAUUCAGUCAACAAUAUCUGUUCUUCUGGGACAAGAUAGAGAGAUCCUAUUUCUUUAUCAAUGCAUAUGUUGAGCUUGCUAAGAAGGGAGAGGAGCCUGAUGGACGUCUCAUGUCGUAUUUAUUGAGUAACCCAAUGAAUGAUGGAGGACAAUGGGAUAUGUUGGUGAACUUGGUUGAGAAGUAUGGUCUUAUACCUAAAGCUGUCUGGCCUGACUCACAUAGUGCAAGCAGCUCUCGUAGGAUGAAUAAUAUCCUCAAUAAUAAGCACAGAGAGUUUGCAUCAAAGCUGAGGAAGAUGGUUCAAGAUGGUUGUUCUAGUGAACAAAUAGAAGAAGCCAAGAACAAAAUGAUGGAAACGGUAUAUCGUGUGGUAGUAAUAUCCUUAGGAAAACCACCAGAGACUUUUACAUGGGAAUUCUAUGACAAGAGUAAGAAAUACACCAAAAUAGAAGGGCUCACUCCAUUAAAGUUCUACCAGGAUCAUGUCAAACCUGUUUACAAUGUGCUUGACAAGGUUUGUAUUGUAAAUGACCCAAGAAAUGAGUACAACAAACUAUACACCGUGGAGUACUUGGGUAACUUUGCUAAUGGCCGUCAAAUAGUAUACCUCAAUCAACCUGUUGAGGUCCUAAAGUACCUGGCAGCAGCAUCACUUAGAGAUAAUGAGGCUGUUUGGUUUGGCUGCGAUGUUGGUAAACACUUUGCAAACAAAAUUGGAGCUCUUGAUACAAAAAUACAUAACUAUGAUUUAGUGUUUGGUUUGUCAUUACUUGGUAUGGACAAAGCACAACGGCUCAUCUAUGGUGAAUCUCUCAUGACACAUGCUAUGACACUUACUGGACUUUCUUUUGACCUUGAGGAAAAGACAGAGGAAGAACCCAAGGAUGAAUCCACACAGCCAGUAACCCUGACACCAAUCAAGACAUCUAAAUGGAGGGUUGAGAAUUCAUGGGGAGAUGACAAAGGAGACAAGGGUUACCUGGUGAUGACAGAUGACUGGUUUACUGAAUAUGUCUAUGAAGUAGUUGUGGACAAAAAAUACAUCCCACAGGACAAGCUUGAUUUGUUAAACCAAGAUGUAGUAGUCCUGCCUGCAUGGGAUCCCAUGGGUGCUCUUGCCUGUGUCCAGUGUGAUGAACAUGGACAUAAAUCAGCUAAAUUAUAACUUGGUGUAUAUGCAAAUAAUUAUCCACAGGCACAAACAUUAUUGGAAAGGCUUAUUUCAACCAAUACAAGGGAAAUUUUCUCAGCACUUGUUUUCCACAUGUAUAAAUAAUAUAUUCAUGUAUAGUCAUUUUGAUUUAACUUUGCUGUGAAAAUGACAUUUUAGUUACGGUAGUAUUUGUUGGUAAAGAACAAAAGCAAACAGUCAAAUGCAGUCAAAUGAACACGAUCCUAUGUGUUUUUUUUUACAACAGGGUAAUUAUCAUACAUAACUUAAGACAGAGACCAACUCUGCUUAGGAUGACAAAAUAGAGCAAACUUGCACAAAUUUCUACAAAUCACUUUCCAGUUUUAAUAAUUUAAUGCACCAAUGAAAUAGAUUUUUGACAAUCCCAAAAGAACAAAAUACAAAAUAAGGUAGACUUGUGAAGUCUUGUCUACAGAUAAGACAAUAACCUGCACAAAAUAUUAUGCUAUGGGAAAGAAUGUUUUAUUCGUUUGAUUUGGUCUCAGAUUAAACAUCUUAACAAUUAAACACAAAUUGCCCCAAGACAUGGAAUCUGGAAUCCCACAAUAUUAAUUUUCGCUUUGGAAUCUGGAAUCCUGACAACGAAAACUGAAUUAGAUAAAAAAGGGGAAUUCAGAAGGUCCAAAUUACUUAAAAUGUUUCCUAAAAAACAUCCAGUAUGUCAAAAUCCAGUAUGGUGGAAUCUAGAAUCAUUGCACAAUUUCCAUGGAAUCCAGAACUCAGAAAAUUCGUUGUGGGGCAAUACAAAGGAAUGAAGUCAAGCUUGUGCAUCAAAAUAAUCACAGCAAGUAUCAUAAGCUAGUCUCCUUUGCGACCUUUUUUGUUUUCAAAAGGAAAAUGGGUGUGAAGAAUAUGAAUAUAAACAAUAGGUUAAAUAUGUUAGUGUGAACCAGGCUAGAACCAGUCCAUAUGGACUGUUGGUUUUCCAUUGUCUGUGAAAACAGAUUACCACCUUUUGCUAGUUGAUAUAACAACUUUACAACACAGUUGCAAUCAUUUUGAAUUCAUUAUUUCCUAGGCAAUCUGUCUCACAAAUAUUUUUUACUUGCGCUUUUUGCAGUAAUGUAGAAGUGUAGCCAAAAUCUUAAUUAAAACAAUAUUCAUUGCA
Messenger RNA from Exaiptasia diaphana, 2616 nucleotides. Its product is annotated as bleomycin hydrolase. The record is from RefSeq and is a predicted model, not a curated record. The coding region runs from base 39 to 1481 and encodes 480 amino acids. Gene Ontology annotation, cellular component: cytoplasm. NCBI's taxonomy places the organism in Eukaryota, Metazoa, Cnidaria, Anthozoa, Actiniaria, Aiptasiidae. Gene Ontology annotation, biological process: proteolysis; L-homocysteine catabolic process; response to toxic substance. The transcript is spliced from 8 exons. Gene Ontology annotation, molecular function: cysteine-type aminopeptidase activity.